Acanthisitta chloris (rifleman) is the source of this 1071-nucleotide messenger RNA. RefSeq names its product KIAA1328 ortholog. The record is from RefSeq and is a predicted model, not a curated record. The annotation marks the transcript as partial. The transcript is spliced from 4 exons. Lineage: Eukaryota; Metazoa; Chordata; Aves; Passeriformes; Acanthisittidae.
GUAUCCAGUCAGGAGAGUUCAUGCCAACAACCAUCUCUGGAGCUAGAUGGUGGCUGCUUGGGUAUUGAGGGACCUCAGAUUCUUUGUAAGAACAGUAGAGCACCAAAGGGUGGAAGCCCAGCCCACAUUGCAUUGUCUCAGCCUUGCAGAAAUAAUCAUGAUUACAGGACUGAAAUCCAUUACAACCAUCAGGAGUGUCUUAAGGAGUAUGCGAUGGAAAAUGUCGUGCACAGGAAGUGUAACAACAUGAUUUCCCCAGCCAUGCAGGGGAGCCCUCACCGUGUGAAACAAACUCGGGAGAUGGACCAGAAAGGAAAUGAAAUUCAGAGCAUGUGUCCACAGCAAGUGAGUCAUGGUUGUGCCUCCAGUCAUGUAGGGAGCAUGGAAGAGAGCUGCUGUGUCGCCCAGGUACUUAGAAAACACUCUGGACCAGUUCACAAAACCUGUGAUCAUUCUAGGCACUGUCGAGGUUCUGGACUGAAUCACAGCACAGACUCAGGGCCUAAAGAAACAGAGCAGGCUAAAAGGUUGUAUGCAGAAAGAAGGCAGAAGCUGCUUCUGCAGAAAACAGUACUGGAAAUUGAAAAGGAACGACUCCAACAUUUAUUGACUAAGCAAGAAGCAAAAUUGCUCCUAAAACGUCAGCAACAACACCAACCCUGUAUGGAUCAUAACAGGAUUAGAGGCCCUGUACCUGGUUCAGGAGAUGUGCCCAUUGCUGAAGCACCCGGACAACUUGCUCUAAUGAUGAACGGCAACAGCAUGGGGCUAAGUGUCCCGGCGUUGAAACAUGAAGAUUAUUUUCUGAGGACACUUCCAGUAGGCAAAAACUCCAGAACACCAGGGAGCAGUCGUGGGAGCAGUUCAGGGAAGAAGAUGGUUGGUUUUGGUGCAAAUGUGGAAGAUGAGCAAAUCCUUCCAAUGCAAACCAAAAGAGAAGGCACCAAGUCCAGGAAAGGGAAAACUUCAGGACCUGGGAAGGAUGCAACCAUGUCCUCUGGGUUGAUAGGCAGCAGCAAAACACUUGCAACCAGAGGCAUAUCACCAAUCCAGCAUGACACUUCACGGUAA